This is a messenger RNA of Maudiozyma barnettii, 1386 nucleotides long. It is a transcript of the gene IVY1, whose product is annotated as Ivy1p. The transcript has a single exon. Gene Ontology annotation, biological process: vacuole fusion, non-autophagic. Lineage: Eukaryota; Fungi; Ascomycota; Saccharomycetes; Saccharomycetales; Saccharomycetaceae. Gene Ontology annotation, cellular component: fungal-type vacuole membrane. Gene Ontology annotation, molecular function: phospholipid binding. The coding region runs from base 1 to 1386 and encodes 461 amino acids. The record is from RefSeq and is a predicted model, not a curated record.
AUGAACAAUAAUGACAGUUCAAGGAUAACUCCCGAAAGAUAUGCUCCACAUCUAUCUGAGUUCUACCCUAUCAUGAAUAACAAUAAUAGUGCGACGCAGGCAGACGACGCAAGACAACAACAAGAAGGACUUCUACCUAACCAAAUAAUUACGUCUCCACAACGGUCAGACCACACUACACCAAACUCUCGGUUUCAAUCGUUGUCGUCUCGCAACUCUAUGAGAAGACCUUCAAGUGUAGCAUCCAAUAGUCAAAGUAUAAUGAGUGACCUACAGACCCUUAUUACUCGGCAUGAUGUGAAACAGACAAAAGAUGCGAUGAAAUCACUGAAUGGCACGUCUAGAGAGCUUAGUGAUGCGCUAGCUACAGUGGCACGAUGUUCGAGUAAAAUGGCUGGUGAAUUUGAGAAUUUUGCACAUUUGAAAGGUUGUAAUGAUGAUACUGCUGAGAAAUUUAUGAAUGCUAGUGGAUUAUUCCAUUUAGUUGGGAAUCAUGAUUUGAUAAUGAGUGAAUUUAUUAAUGAUUUAUUAAUUGAUUCAGUGACUGAUAUGAUGGAUGAAUUUCAAUUUAAAUCUAAAUCUUUAGAGAAUCAAUUCAAUCGUAAAAGGAAAGAAGAGUCUUUAAAAUUAAAAAUUCAGGAGAAAUUUAAUAACGAUUUUUCAAGGAGGAAUGUUAGGAAUUUAAUAUCAUAUCGAGAGAGUUUAAACAAUUUACAAAACCAAUUGGAUCAAUUAGAAUUGUUAAAAUAUGAUUAUUAUAAUGAUUCGUAUCAACUAGUUGAAUCUACUUGUAAUAAUGUAUUGAAACAAGUUGCAAGUAUAACACGAGCACAAGUGGAAAUAUCUGAAAAUAUUGCUAGAAAAGGUUGGUCCGGGGGUGGUUUGGAUGACUUGUUAAUAGAUGCUGAAGAUCCAUUUACAAAGAAUGAAGAAGAGGAAGAAGAAGAAGAAGAAGGUGAGGGGGAUGAAGAGGAGGAAGACCAGACUGAUCAUAUUAUGAAUAGUAUACCGGAGGAAGGAACUGAAACGGACAAUAACAAUAGUAAUACUAGUAGUAAUAAAAAAAUAGGGAUUGAAGUAUCCAAUGAUGAUAAUUUAUCCAAUUCUAUGGAACAAUUAGGAAUUCAAAGUACACCUCAAUCAAUGGACAAUAAUAAUUCAAGGAGUAUAAUAGGCGUAGGGAACAGUAGUAAUAUUACGAUUGGAAACAAUAAUAAUAAUAGUAGUGAAGAAAAUAUAGACAAUGAAGAAUUAUCAGCAUCAUCAGACAAUGAAAAUGAUAAUUCUUUUGCAUUACCAUUAUCUAAUAGUGUUGGAGUACGAACGAGUUCUAUACUGGAAGAAGAAGAAGAAGAAGAAGAAGAAGAAGAUAAUGAAAAUUCAUGA